Molecule: messenger RNA, 6054 nt
Organism: Diorhabda carinulata
Lineage: Eukaryota; Metazoa; Arthropoda; Insecta; Coleoptera; Chrysomelidae
Gene: Myo31DF
Product: unconventional myosin ID
Exons: 12
Coding region: 183-3239 (1018 amino acids)
Biological process (GO): vesicle transport along actin filament; actin filament organization
Cellular component (GO): myosin complex; microvillus; actin cytoskeleton
Molecular function (GO): ATP binding; actin filament binding; microfilament motor activity
Source: RefSeq, a predicted model, not a curated record
CAGUCGUUUAUUUUCAUUUUUCAAAUGAGUAAUGAUCAGUUGGUGUGGUGCAACGAGUGAGUAUAGAGUUGGAUAAAUAUAAAUAAAACAUCGAUAUUUUAUCGUAUUGACUCACCUUUCCGACCCGCGUUAAAUGAAAUGCAGUGCUGGUGAUUAAGGACAACAAAGAGAAACAAUAAAUCAUGGCAACCCAAAAAGAAGUUGGCGUAGGCGAUUUCGUCCUCAUGGACAAAAUCGACCUGGAAAAUUUUAUGAGAAAUCUUGAACUAAGAUUCAAAAAUGGUUACAUCUAUACUUACAUUGGGGAAGUAUGUGUUUCAGUUAACCCUUAUAGAACGAAAAAUAUCUACGGAACUGACCAAAUAAACCAGUAUAAAGAUAGAGAACUUUUCGAAAACCCGCCUCACAUUUUUGCUAUCGCUGACGCUUCCCACAAGGUGAUGAAGCAACAGGGGAAAGAUACGUGUAUCGUUAUCAGCGGCGAAUCCGGAUCUGGGAAAACUGAGGCCUCGAAAAUUAUCAUGAAAUACAUAGCAGCCGUAACGAAUCAGGGAGGUCAAAAGGAAAUCGAACGUGUUAAGGACGUUCUGAUCCAGUCGAAUUCAAUUUUAGAAGCAUUCGGUAACGCCAAAACUAACAGAAACGACAAUUCUUCCAGGUUCGGUAAAUACAUGGAUAUCCACUUUGAUUUCAAAGGCGACCCAAUCGGUGGUCACAUCAAUAAGUAUUUGUUGGAAAAAUCGCGUGUCAUACACCAACAACCCGGAGAAAGAAACUUCCAUUGUUUUUAUCAGCUUUUAUCGGGAGCGAAUGAAGACUUGUUGAAAAGACUGAACUUAUCUCGUGAUACCCAUCAGUAUUUCUACGUGAAGCAAGGAAAUGCGGCCGUAGUUAACACAAUAAACGAUAAAAACGAUUAUCGCGAAGUAUCUUCAUCAUUGAACACACUCCAAUUCAGUAAACAAGAACAGGAUACGUUGUGGAAAGUAGUAGCUGCCACUUUGCAUUUAGGUAACAUAGAAUUCGAAAUUGACGAAGAAGAUAAAUUGAAAUUGAAGAAAACCAAAGGCGUUGAUUAUGUCGCUGAAUUAUUGCAAGUGAAAAGAAGCGAUUUGGAAACCGCUCUUUGCGAAAGAGUCAUCGCUGCCAGAGGAGAUAUUAUGAGAAAAGAACACACUGUAACAGAAGCAGUUUUCGGUAGAGACGCUUUCGCUAAAGCAGUAUACGAUACACUUUUUACUUGGAUAGUUAAUAAAAUCAACGCUGCUAUAGCUGUUGAUAAAACUAAUUUGAGGAUGACUUACAAGAGUUCAUUGAUUGGUGUAUUGGACAUUUAUGGAUUUGAAGUGUUCGAUAACAACAGUUUCGAACAAUUUUGUAUAAAUUAUUGUAAUGAAAAGUUACAACAACUAUUUAUUGAAUUGGUGCUUAAACAAGAACAAGAAGAGUAUAAUCGUGAAGGUAUCGCUUGGACCAAUAUUGAAUAUUUUAAUAACCAAAUUAUCUGUGAUUUAGUGGAAGCGCCCCACAAAGGUAUUAUUUCUAUAAUGGAUGACGCCUGCAAAAUGACAGCUGAAAAAGUAACUGACGAAAUGCUGUUAGAAGCCAUGGACAAAAACCUAAAAGGUCAUAAGCAUUAUGUUUCGAGACAGACUAAGCCACCGGAAAAAAAUCUUAGACAUAAAAUUGAUUUUCGUAUAACUCAUUACGCUGGUGAUGUAACUUAUUGCAUAACAGGGUUUUUGGAUAAAAAUAAAGAUACGCUAUACCAAGAUUUUAAAAGAUUGUUGUACAAUUCGAAAGAUCCGAAUAUUAAGGAGAUGUGGCCAGAAGGAGCUCAACAUAUUUCAGAGAUCACCAAAAGACCCCCUACGGCUGGAACGCUUUUCAAAAAUUCCAUGUUGGCACUCGUUCAAAAUUUGCAAAAUAAAGAACCGCACUACGUGAGAUGUAUAAAACCGAAUGAAAUUAAAUCCGCAUCUGCCUUUGACGAACAAAGAGUACGACAUCAAGUUAGCUAUUUAGGACUUGUAGAAAAUGUUAGAGUAAGAAGAGCUGGAUUUGCUUACAGACAACGAUACGAUAGAUUUUUGAAGAGGUACAAAAUGAUUUCCCAGUUCACUUGGCCGAACUUCAGAUCCGGAUCAGACAAAGACGCCUGCAAAGUGAUAAUGGAUGAAAACAGAUUCAGCGACGACGUAAAAUACGGCAAAACAAAAAUAUUCAUUCGAACCCCACAAACACUCUUCGCAUUAGAACGGGCCAGAAACAGUCUUAUACCGGGAAUCGUUACAUUGAUCCAAAAAACAUGGAGAGGAUACAUAGCCAGAGAACAGUACAAGAGAAUGAAGGCACUAAUGACGAUGAUCAAAGUAUACAGACAGAAAAAGAUGAGGGAAUACAUUUGCGCUUUGGACGAUAAAUUCAAAAACGCCAAGAAAAUGAGAGAUUACGGAAAGAGUAUAUUGUGGCCGGCUCCACCUUUAUCUUUAAGAGAAACCACUAAACAUUUAAAAAAUAUAUUCAACAAAUGGAGAGCCAGCAUGAUCCUGAAACGUAUACCGCGCAGCGAAUGGCCCCAAAUGAAACUGAAGAUAACCGCUGCAAGCGCAUUAAUAAACAAACGACCCCAUUACGGCGUAAACAGAAAAUGGGAGGGCAACUACCUCUCGUCGCACAUUGAAAACAACAACUACACCGUAUACAACGAAGCGGUAAAUAACCUCAAAAAUACCAAACAUUUCACCGACGUUCUAUUCUCUUCGUUCGUAACGAAAUUUAAUAAAUUCAAUAAAGUAGCCGAAAGGGUGAUGCUUAUAACGGAUCAGUUCGUUUUCAAAUUGGAUACGAUGAAAUUUAGGAAUAUGAAGGAAGGAACGACGAUCGGGGAAUUGACGGGAAUUAGCGUCAGUCCCGGACACGAUCAAUUGAUUAUCUUGCAUUGCCCCGGCGGGAACGAUCUGGUCGUUUCCCUACAUUGUGAUAAGCAAGAAGAUAGGAUCGGGGAAUGUAUCGGAGUUUUAUGUAACAGAUACUACCAGAUUAAAAAAGUCGAUUUACCUGUAAAAGUAUCGAAAAACUUAUCUUGCAGUCUGGGUAAGAAACAGAGACGAAUCAACAUUCAAGUAUCAGCAGCUGAACAACAACCGACUUUCAAAAGGGACGGCAACGAUAUAUUGUAUCUUAUACCAUCGACGUAUUCCAUACUAGAAAACGGCAAUAAUCAUAUUAAACAGUAGGUUAUAUAUAAAAAGGGUGAUAAUGGAGUUAUAUUAUCUUUUCAGUUACUCUGAGGGAUGACUUACUGUUUAGGUAAGCAUCAUGGGUACAAAACCAUUUGAGCGCGAUAGAUUUAACCUGAAACGGAUAUAUAUUUAAACGAUCAAUUAUAUGCACGUAAAACAAAUGAUUUGCAUAAAUGGUAUCAGAGUCAUCCGUUGGAGUUAUCGAAGAGGAACAUAUAGCUUUGCUAUAUUUUAUUCUAAAAUGCUAUUUUUGGGGUUUAGGAAAACUGCUUUCUUACCAAAACCAAAAAUUUUCUUUAUUAAUUAGUGUUUUAAUUCCUCUAAGAAUGUAGCACAAGAAACAACUAGUAUUUGAUUUGGUUUUUGGUUGGUAGUCUUGUAAAAAAUGUGUCAUAAUAUUUUUUUGGGUUUAUACAUUUUAUUUUUAUCAACUUUUCUUCCUUUAUACAGAGUUUUUCAUCAAUAAUUGUGAUUGUUUAAACAUAAACUAUUUGUUCUAACUACUUUGAAACUGUUUGACAUAUCUAUUAGAUAGUACUAGGUACUAAACACCGUACACUAAAUUAUGUCAAAUAGUGUCCAAAAUUUUAAAUAAAAUAACCUGUAAUGCAGUAAGGAAGCACGUUUUAUCUAAUUUAGAUCAAAUUUUGAGCUAAAGAUACAACAAUUGAUAUAUUAAUGGAAAUCCCUGUAUAAAAAAAGAGAAAGGGAUACAAAUUUGUAUGGUUAAUGUUGGUAGUAGUUUCACAAAAAGUUUAAUUGUGUAAAACUAUUAGAAAUGCAUAAAAUAUAAAACAAAUUCGCGUAAAUAGUGUCUUGAAUUAGCGAAACUGAAAAGUAAUGUCAUUAUGUUUCAAUAUUUUAUAUUUAUAUUUCAAUAUGUAAAUUAAUCAGUUUCAAGCAGUCAUUUUGACACUUUUAUCAAAUAUAUCAAAGUAUAGACUAUUUUGAUACAUCUUAUUUUUUUAAAUAUGAGAAUGAGCUUAAUAUACAAGUGCCUAUCCAUAGAGUUUACAAAAUUUUUUAUUGUUAUUUUUUUUAUGUACCUUUACAUACAUAAAACAUUUUAACAACAAAAAAAUAUCAAGGGUUCUAUUACUAAAAUUAAUUAAAAAUAUUGUGGAAUUUUCAUUAUAUUUGCUAUUUAUAUAGUUUUUGUUAAAUUUCUCUAAUAGGGCUGUGGUUUCUAAUACAACGAUUUUUUUUUAAUUUUUUUUUGCUUGUCGACUACAUAUUUUUAUAUACACCAAUAUAUAUAUACAUAUAAAAAGAGAAAAAAUAUUUUCAUUUAAUAUAGAAGCACAAGACAGUUUUUUUGGAUAAGUACAAAGGAUUUUUAUCAAAAUGAAAUCAAUAAUAACCUUUAUUUAAAUUUAAAUAAAAUUUUCAAAAAAACAUUCUUAUAGAUAUUCUCAACAAAAAUUAUUAAACGUUUCAUAUCAUUGGAUCAGUUAGUUUCAGAAAUAACUGAAGCUCGUAGUUCAUUUCAAGUUGGUACUAAAAUUUCUUGUAAUUACUUUGAGUAACAAAUAAUUUCUAUAUCCAUGAUAAGUCUUAUUUUCUUUCUGUUCAUAUACCAAACAUUGCAUUGUUGAUCUUCAGUUUUCAUUAUUUUCCUUUUUCAGUAUUCCAUUUCUUCUUUUUUUUAUUCUACAUUAUAUUUCUUUAUUAUUUGUCCCUUCUGAAUUAAAAAUAACGACUAGAUAUUUAAAAGUCUCACACCUGUCUAUAAUUUUGUUGUUUUCUAGUUGUAUCCUCUCCUAUACACAAGUUCUGUGUCUUUUCUACGUUCAUUCUUAGUUCCCAUUUUCUGUAUUUUUUCUUUAGUUUGUGUAUCAUGUAUUCUAAAUAAUCUCUGUCAUUUGCACGUAUUACCUGAUCAUCUGCAAACUUAAGGGUGUAUAACCAGGUGUCGGCGUUGAUUUGGAUCCCUAUUACUUUGCAUUUCUUCUUCCAAGUUGUUAGAGCUUAUUAUAAAACAUACAUUUUGAAAAGUAUUGUUCCCGAUACUUUAUUUUGAAUUUUUACUGACUUCUUAUCUUUAUAUAAGCUCUAGAUGGCCUUUGGGGUGGUAUAAUUUAUAUAUUUAUAAGAGCUUCCCUUAAUUUUGAUAUUGGUAUGUUAUCGUAGGCCUUUUGUAAAUCUAUGAACAUUAGGGUAUCUAAAGGAAACUUGUAAAACAAAAAAAAAUAGUCUGUAUAAAGAGGCGAUUAUUUAAUACAAACACAGAGUUUAUAUUAAAAGUUGUGAGAAUAGUUCAAAUAGUUGAGGAAAAUUGAGUUUUGCAAACAUCAAAGUUCGUUCUGGAACUAAUUAAGUGUUUCGCAACUUUUUACACACUUCAAUUUAUUAUUUACAGCAGUUACAUGUUAAAUAAUAAAUUUUCAAUAAAUAUAUAAACAUGUAAAUUGCGAAAUUAGUGCAAAUUUAUAAUCUAUUAUUUACUUAAUUUUUGGCAUUUGAAGAAUUUAUUUUAUCUGUUAUGUAAUUUUGACCAUCUAUAAUCAAUUAUAUCAAUUUAUAUUGUUAUUUUUUUAUAAUUAAUGUAAAUAUAUACCAUAAUUGUUUUUCUGGGUACUUAAGGACUAAAAACAAUAAUGAAAUUUAAAUAUUUUCAAAACAUAGUAUUAUUAUAUCUUACAUAUUUUUUCUUAGAAUAAUAUUUAAAGUGCUUUCAUUGUAUUUUAUAUAUAAAAUUUUCAUGUUACUUAGUGCCAUUAUUUAUAUUUGUACAUUUUUUGUACCUGUUAAGAGCAUAUUAUACUGAUGCUAACAUGUGCCUUAAUAAAAAUAGUUAUAAAAACCUUGA